Messenger RNA from Drosophila willistoni, 1409 nucleotides. RefSeq names its product box C/D snoRNA protein 1. Gene Ontology annotation, cellular component: pre-snoRNP complex; nucleus. The coding region runs from base 26 to 1063 and encodes 345 amino acids. Lineage: Eukaryota; Metazoa; Arthropoda; Insecta; Diptera; Drosophilidae. The transcript has 3 exons. Gene Ontology annotation, biological process: maturation of LSU-rRNA from tricistronic rRNA transcript (SSU-rRNA, 5.8S rRNA, LSU-rRNA); box C/D snoRNP assembly; snoRNA localization. The record is from RefSeq and is a predicted model, not a curated record.
GUCACACUUAACAUUCAACAGCUAAAUGGAGGAGGACACUGGCUCUAGCGUGGUAACCAAUGCGUCCAACCAAACCCACUCAAAGUCCAUGCGCUUGGGCAUGUGCGAGGUGUGUGCCGCCAAAGAAGCCCGUUACGCUUGUCCCAAAUGUGAGGUGAAAACGUGUUGCUUAACCUGCGUCCAGAUCCAUAAGCGUGAGCUUAAAUGUGACGGCAAGCGGGAUCGCACGAAAUAUGUACCACUUAACGAGAUGACUGCCAGAGAGUUCAUGAGUGACUAUUGCUUUCUCGAGGAGUGCACACGCUAUGCGGACAAUCGUAAAAGUGAUCCCAGCAAACGUUUCACGCAACAUCAGAGAAUUCUGCCUGUGCCGCAGCAUCGCAUGAGAUUGGCGGCCCACAAACGACGCACACGCCUACAAUUCUUGUUACCCAAUUUUAGUCGCCAUAAGGAGAAUACAACAUAUUUAGAUUGGAAGUUAGGACGUCUCUAUUGGCGCAUUGAAUGGCUUUUUGUUGAUCCCCAUGUUUUAGGUGAGAGUCCAACGGUUGUACGCUUAAUAGAUGAGCGAUGCGACGAGGAAUUGCCUCUGGCCGCAUUAUUGAAAGAGUAUAUCGAUGGGCACCAUGACAUCCCGCGGGAGCAGCGCAAACUGCUACAGAAUCAUCAAACUGCUGGUUUAGGUCAAAUAACCACCUGGCUGAGGGCCGAAGGCAUCAGACGAUGUGGAUCACGUUGUUAUGCCUUAUCGAUGGCCCAAACGCUGCGAGAGAAUCUCGGGGAUAAAACAAUUUUGGAGUUUCCCACUAUUUUGGUCAGCUAUGAGGCAACUCCCCCGCCUGGUUGGACCAUGGUAGACAGUGAUGAUGAAGAUGAAACUUCAGAAAUUGUCAAUGACAGCGAAAAAGCAAAUGCUACAAACAAAAGGCUGAAAGUUGAGGAAGAAACACAGGAGACGCCGGCCCCUGAACUCCAAGAUAUAUAUGAGCAAUUGGUAAAAGACUUUGCUGCAGAUGAUUCAGACGAUUCCGAAGUCAACAGUGAUCAUGACGUGGAAAGCUAGUAUCUUAGAUUCCUCUAUCAAGUGGGCAAAAUCAAUCUAGAUCAGAAAAGGCGAUCCCAAAGAUGAAAGGAUUUUUACUCAACCAAAAGAGGAGUUAAUUCGGUUUCAACAAUCUAUCUGCAUCGUUCCAUACAUUCUAUGGCAUGGAUUUGACCGUUGAAUUCAAGAGGUUAAUCGAUGAUAUCAAUAGACCUGGAUCAUUUAAGCAAAAAGUUUUAAACAGACUUUAUGUGCAUAUAAGAGCCAAUUUAAAAUAAACUAUUUUUAAGCCAAACUGGCAUUGUGUCGCCAGCAAUCAAUAAUCUGUUUUUAGUUAAUAAAGUAAUCUGACAUCAUACAAUUACAA